AUGAGUGGCAACUCUAGCGCAGGUCGAAAAAAAGGCGGCGGAUUUUUAGCUAGACAAGCUCAAAAAAAGAAAUCCAUCACCGAAGAAGAACUACUUAAUAAAGAUAUUAUUCGCCCGGAAGAUGUUACAAGAUUGGGCAAGAUGACAGAAAAUUACCUCUGUAAGCCUUCGGCCAAUGUCUUUGGUAUCGAAUUUACGCGAUUUAAAAUACGGGAUAUGGAAAGUGGAGAUGUCAUAUUUGAAAUAGCUAAACCCGAUAAUGCUGAAGAAAUACCACAGGAAACAAACAACGAUGAUGAUGAUGAUCCAAGAAGAGGCCGAUAUGUCCGAUAUCAAUUUAGUCCUAAAUUUCUGGAUUUGAAAUCUGUUGGAGCAACGGUAGAAUUUGUUGUUGGCGAUAAAGCUAUUAAUAGCUUUCGAAUGAUUGAAUGUCAUUAUUUCCGUGAAAAAUUGUUAAAGAGCUUUGAUUUCGAUUUCGGUUUUUGUAUACCUAACAGCAAGAAUACAUGCGAGCACAUCUACGAAUAUCCUGAGUUAAACCCCGAUCUGAAAGAGGAAAUGAUCAACAGUCCAUUCGAAACUAGAUCGGAUAGUUUCUAUUUUGUUGAUAAUAAAUUGGUUAUGCAUAACAAAGCGGAUUAUUGCUAUAAUGCUGAAAUGUAA
This is a messenger RNA of Trichoplax adhaerens, 663 nucleotides long. RefSeq lists its product as uncharacterized. Gene Ontology annotation, cellular component: cilium. The record is from RefSeq and is a predicted model, not a curated record. Lineage: Eukaryota; Metazoa; Placozoa; Uniplacotomia; Trichoplacea; Trichoplacidae. Gene Ontology annotation, biological process: nervous system development; lipoprotein transport; cilium assembly. Gene Ontology annotation, molecular function: lipid binding. Bases 1 to 663 code for a protein of 220 amino acids. The transcript is spliced from 4 exons.